CUGCGUAGCGGAUGGACUGCAGAUGUCGCGGUGUUCUUGAAGUCCUUCCUCGUUUUAAUAACACAAGGAUCUGUGUUACCUAGGAACUAUGUGAUUUUUUUUUCUUUUUAUAAGUUUCUGUCAUCUUUUUUAUCAUUAUUGAGUGAUUGAUAGAUAUAUAUGAAGUAGACGAAACAGAAAGUGUGGUUAACUGUGUUUUUGUCCGUUUUAUUGAGUUUAUUUGAAUAUUACAAAGAAGAGGAGAAAGUUUUUAUACGUGGACAAUGGAAAGAAAUACUCCUAACCUUACAGCGAUAAUGGUGACGGCAAUGGUUUUCUUUUGGGCCGUUCUGGCGAGCGCGCAGCCGCCCCUCCUGCACCGGAGGCUUCCCUUCAUCAGCCAGCAGUAUCGCAGCGUCGCGCACUACCCUUUCUCAAGGAUCGCGGGAGUGUUUCGUGUCGUGGAUGAAGAUUCCUGCCGCUGCGUCCCGCGCUCCCGCCGUUGCGCCGUCGAGAUCAUGGAGGAGUCGGUGACCAAGGCGAGGUGGUUUCCUUGCCCCUUCAUGACGAAAUACUGCUGUAGGCGGGAGGAGGUAUUUGACCGGUCAGACGCCCAGGAAACAGAGCAUCACAACAGAAACUCAACAGAGAGUGGCGUCAACAGGACUAAUCCGUCUCUGAACGCCCCGACUGCUAGAAUAUAUAGAGAGAACAGUCACAGCAAUCUUAUAAAGGUGGUUCCGCAAUCUUUCGAUACGCGACCAUCAACGGUUCCAAAGGUUUCAAAUGCUUCAAUAGUUCCAGGUGCGUCGAACGUUUCAAGUGCUUCAAAUGCUUCAGAGGUUUCGAGCGCAUCGGUUGCUUCGAAUACUUUACCGAAAAAGCCGUGGAGAGACACUGAAAGCCAGGCGUGCGCGUGUACGACCCGCGACCAGUGCCUCGCUUGGUGGUCGGAGCUGGACGACCCCCCCGAGGUCAAGGUGAGGACAAUCUUACAGUGCGAGGUGCCAGGUCAGGUCACGUGCUGCUUCGGCCGGAUUGUUCCUCCUCAUCACUAUAAAUCACGUGACCCAACGUCCUCAGGAGACGCUGCUCGACACUCCUUCAAGACGUCCAGAUGGCUGCCCUUCGCAACGACCUGGGAGAGUGGGAUUUCGUGGUCUUAAUGCCUAGAUGGAAGUGGAAACCGGGAUGCGAGAUUUUGUCAUAAAUUUCGCAGGAACCCAAGAACUUCCACAUGAAGAUGAAUCAAGGCAGUUUUUCUUUUUUUGGAUUAUAUUGGUCCAUAUUUCAUUUAAUUUUACGGAUACUGUAACUUGAAAAUUAUGGUUUUAAUGUGCAAGUGAAGAACCCGAGAUACGAGAUAUUUUGUAUGUAUUUUGUAGGAGCAAGGACUCCGAUAUGUAAAUGAAUCAAAACAUUUGUUUUAAUAUAAAACCCAUCAUACUGGUCCAUAUUUUAUUUAUAUGGAUACUUUUGAAGAUUGAAGAUAUGUUGUUAUUUUAAGUUGUUUUUGUUAUCUGAAUUGUUAUUGAUACAGCAGUCAGUGUCAA
Messenger RNA from Penaeus vannamei (Pacific white shrimp), 1532 nucleotides. RefSeq lists its product as uncharacterized. The record is from RefSeq and is a predicted model, not a curated record. Lineage: Eukaryota; Metazoa; Arthropoda; Malacostraca; Decapoda; Penaeidae.